Botrytis byssoidea is the source of this 2289-nucleotide messenger RNA. RefSeq lists its product as uncharacterized. The transcript has a single exon. The record is from RefSeq and is a predicted model, not a curated record. Bases 1 to 2289 code for a protein of 762 amino acids. NCBI's taxonomy places the organism in Eukaryota, Fungi, Ascomycota, Leotiomycetes, Helotiales, Sclerotiniaceae.
AUGGCUGUUCCUCGAUUUUUACAAGAUCCAAUAGGAAUAGCUCCAGAGUUCGUUACAUCUACUAUCGUGACAAGUCACGAGCUUGUGCAAAACAGUUUGAAAACUUCGAUAUCUACGAGUACGAGGAGUAAUUGGCUCGCCUUACCAGCCAUAACAACCACGAAAACUUCUACCUUAGCACCUAUUCAGACACUCAUAACCUCUCUAUUGUUCAGAGAACCGUCGAACAUUCAAAUAGCCGUCGCAAACCCAACACAUACAAGCGUUCAAAGCGAACCAUCUACGAAUGUGCAUUCAAAUUUUCCACAGUUCGGACGACUUGCAGUUACUCCAUAUCAGCUUAUGUAUAUAAUAGCAGUAUGCGUGUGCUUUAUGAUUCUAAUGAGUUUCUGCUGUUGCACGGAUGACAUUGGGCGCUAUAUAAAAUCCAACCGUCGCACCAAUCCUGGCGCAACGAUGCAAGCAGCUCCUGUGUGGCCAGGAGCUCUGCGAAUUGGGGAUGGAGCUGACGAUCGAAGUAGGAGCAACAGAAUUUCCCGAAGUCAUUCUGUUGUCAGCGAUUCUGCUGUUAGACCUCUUAUGCCUAAAGCUGCAGAAAGGAUCGAUUCACCUGGUACUUCUACCAUACCUAUGAAUACUCCUACUAAAAUAACCAUCAAAAAAUGUGAAGAAGGUCAUGGAUCUAUCAUUAUUGAUGAGAUUGAACUGCGGGAUCUUUUCUCCGCACCCUCGUGCUAUCAAUCUUCAAAUAACGAUUAUGAUUCCACUCAGAAAUUUCUUAACGAUAACCCUAAGGCUGAUGCUCGCAGUCGACGAAAAGUCAGCUUGCGUGGUGGCUCUGGUGCAGAAGACAACCUAUUGCGUACCGGAGCCAUCACUAGUUUCAAGCAAACCGAGGAGAGAUGGAAACCAACGUGGUCUGCCACAAAAUCUCUAUUCAGUUCUCGACGCAGAGGAUCAGAACCUAUUCCAGCACAGAAUACUUCACGUUCCGUACCAACUAGGUCUAAAACUUCUGGUAACAACCACUCUUCAUCACCACAAAAUAGCGAUCAGUUUUUUCAAAAGUCAUCCACAAAUACAUCUAAACGUGCAUCAAGACAAGAAGAUACUUCCGGUACGAUUUUCUCCUUCCCUAUGAGUGAAGGAAGCGAUUCGGAGAUUCCACGCUUUCCCACCCUCAACCGAAUAAAACGAAAACUCAGACCAAUUAUCCAUUCUGUGUCAAAACAAUCCUUGAGAGAAAGGUUUUCAUCGGAUCACAGUGCAGAGCACAGCGCCGAAGAGGAAAACUCAGAGGAUAUCCAAUAUAGCAGCACAGUUCGGAAGGCACUUCGAAGAGCUCGUAGCUCAGCUUCAAUUCCAUUUGGACUUUUUAAACUACCUGAGCCGGCAAGGAACGAUCCGGAACCUUCUCUCGCCGGACCUGUUUCUAUCAUUUCUAGCCCUAACGAUGUCCGUUCUGUGGAUUCUGAUACCGUCUCUGAAGAUACCCUGAGAGCUAGGUCUCCAGUUAGUAUAUUGCUUGGAGUCAGAACUGAUAGAAGGUCUGGUUCUUGGCAUCGAAGCAGGAGUCUGCAAAAGAUGGUCAAGUCUAGUGUGGCGGAUGAUAUUGAUGUGGCUUCCCCACUGACUUUUUCAGAUGCUCGCAAUCUUGAGGGGGGGUGUGAAUCUGGAUCUGGCAUUGAAGUUAGGGGCCCGAAUAAAGCUGAUGUGGCUAUGGAGAAUCUCGAAGGUUUAGCUACUAAGAGUGAUUCUGCUUCUGUGUUGACGCGUUCAAACUCUGGAGUAGAGGGGCAGGGACUCGAACCUUCUAAAGAGAACUCUGAAAACGGAGAAGAGAAGAAGGAUCAUGAUGAGAUUGAGGAUCAAAAUGCGGGCCAGGUCUUCAAACCAGAAACUGUUGAAAAACUAGGCUCGAUUUACGUUGCAUGUAGAUCGAUUAAUGGCAGUCAAGGUGAGGACAAUGAUGAUGCCGUUGAGACCGAACAAGAAAGUUCCGACGAAUCAUUCUCAUGUCCAGAUCCUACUUCUAUCGGUAAUGCAAAUAGAAUUCGUAAGCACGGUCAAACGGCAAUGGCUAAUCAUUUCCAUGCGAGAGCGAGAAGAGUUGGAACGGAUAGUACGGAUGGUUCAGGGAGUUUGAUUCCUAGGAAUAGGGAGAAAUUGAGGGGCAGAUUGGGUUUAUUGAUGAUAAGAGGGGUUGUAGGGGGCGAGGAUGGGGGAGUAGGUGCUAGGCGGGGUGGAAAGGUCGAGUUGGUUCCGAUGAAUUUUGGAGGGGAUUACUAG